UCUUGAUUAAUCUUUUUUUUUUUAGAUGUAUCUCCACACUAUGUUUAUGUAGAAAAACAGAUGAACUGGACCGAUGCUCAAAAGUACUGCAGGGCAAACUACAUAGAUCUGGCCAGUGUGAGAAGUGAAUCUGAGAAUGAGGUCAUUUCACAGCUCGUGACAGAUUACUAUGCAUGGAUCGGCUUGUACAAAGAGUCUUGGAGGUGGUCAGACGGUCAGCGCCUAAAGAUGACUUCAUUCAGCAAAUGGAAUCCCAGUCAAUCAGUAACAGUGGAAAACUCAUGUGUGACUACAACAAGCAGCGUAUGGAAUAUAAGACCCUGUUCCAGCACAUAUCCCUUCAUCUGUAGGGGAGCCCUGCACAAGAAGGUGGUGAAAAUCAUCUUGUCCAAAUCAUCCUCCUCGUUGGACCUGGAAAAAGCACAGGAUGCCAUUUUACAGCAGCUUCACAACAAACUGCAGGGCUAUGGACUUGGAGAAGUCAAACUGAGGUGGAUAAAGCAGUCUGAUGGAAAGACGUUCCACUUGAAGAAAAAAGACAAAAAAUAAAAUUUAUGAGUUCAACUUUUGCCUUAAACUUUAGUUUAACUUAAUUAUUGCUUCAUAAUAUUUAGCUUUACAAAUAAUCUCUGAAGAUGAUUACCAAUAAUACUAGUAACAUUUAACAUUUGCAGCUGUUGAUUUAUUGCAGCUGUUGUUAGAUAAUGCUGUGGUUGACUUGAGGUAAAAGGGUGUUAUGUUCAAACUGAUCUCUUUGUGUGAUUUUUAAUAAUUUUUCUGGAAUGUAUCCUCUGCCCCUGUUUUCUCUGAUCUAUGAGAUAAACAAGUUGUUUCUGUCCAUAUAGCUGUGUUCACCAUAUAUUCAUCUAUUCAUAACAUUCUCUGUAAACCUGAUUGGAAAAUUAUGCAUGACCAGUGUGGUGGGAAA
Messenger RNA from Cyprinodon tularosa, 928 nucleotides. Its product is annotated as snaclec purpureotin subunit beta-like. The transcript is spliced from 3 exons. The record is from RefSeq and is a predicted model, not a curated record. Lineage: Eukaryota; Metazoa; Chordata; Actinopteri; Cyprinodontiformes; Cyprinodontidae. Bases 61 to 549 code for a protein of 162 amino acids.